AUGCCUUUAAUAUUGAUGGUUGGUUUACCGAGUAGCGGCAAGACGACGAGAGCUCGUGAAAUUCAAAAAUUCUUUACUGAGCAACAGCACAGAGAAGUUGUCUUAAUAUCGGAUAACGAAAUUAUAUCAAAUAUGAAUAUAGACAAGAAUGUUUUGUAUUUAGAAAUGAAGAAAGAAAAAGAUCUCCGGUCAAAAUUGCAUUCUGAUGCCUUAAAGAGCUUAACAAAAGAAAAUGUUGUAAUAUUGGAUUCUGGAAAUUUUAUUAAAGGAUUUAGAUAUGAAUUGUAUUGUUCUUCUAAAAGUUUGAGUACACCAAAGUGCUUAGUGGUGUGUGAUAUUUCAACUGAAAAAGCUUGGGAGCUAAAUGAAAACAGACCUGAACAAGAAAAAUAUGUAAGGAAAACAUUUAAUGAUCUUGUUAUGAGAUAUGAAGAACCAAAUCAUUCAAAUAGAUGGGAUUCACCAUUGAUAAAUUUACAAUUGGACGACACUUUGCCUGCUGAAGAAAUCCGAAAAGCAAUUUUUGAAGUCGCUGCUCCUGUACCAAAUCAAUCGACAAUAAAUGCACCAUUAAAUUCAAGUUCAUAUUUAUAUGAUUUAGAUCAAAAAACACAAGAAGUAAUUAACUCGAUUAUACAGUUGAAGAAACAAGGCGUGGAAGGAGAGAAUAUUGAAUUAGUCGAUUAUGAAGGGAAAUAUCUGAACAAAUUGGAUAAGAGUAUCUCAUUAGUGCAGCUUGCAAAGUCUAGGAAACAGUUUUUAUCGUAUGCCAAAAGCCAUGUUUCAAUUACAAAUGACCAAACAAAUAUUGUUAAUAUGUUUAUACAGUUCCUGAAUAAGUCUGUUACUUGUUGA
Molecule: messenger RNA, 855 nt
Organism: Macrosiphum euphorbiae (potato aphid)
Lineage: Eukaryota; Metazoa; Arthropoda; Insecta; Hemiptera; Aphididae
Source: the annotation of a GenBank genome assembly